UGGCCUCCGCAACACUAGAGGGCGACACACCGUCUCGAGGUGGCGAAGAAGACCAGAGUCAAAAGUGAAAAUGGCGGCGACUAAACGUGUUCUUUAUAUCGGUGGUCUUGCGGAGGAGGUGGACGAGAAAGUGUUGCACGCUGCGUUCAUUCCCUUUGGUGACAUCACAGAUAUUCAGAUCCCGUUGGAUUAUGAGACCGAGAAGCACAGGGGCUUUGCAUUCAUCGAGUUUGAACUGGCAGAGGAUGCAGCAGCUGCCAUCGAUAAUAUGAAUGAGUCCGAGCUGUUCGGCAGAACCAUCCGGGUGAACAUCGCCAAACCCAUGAGAAUUAAAGAGGGCUCCUCUCGACCAGUGUGGUCUGAAGAUGACUGGCUGAAGAAGUUCUCAGGGAAGACUGUUGAGGAGAGCGAGGAGGCGGAGUCAGCCGCAGAAUCAGCCAGUACAAAUACACAGGAGGGAGAACCUCCAGUGAAAAAAGGCAGAAAUAACCCACAGGUCUACAUGGACAUCAAGAUCGGCAACAAACCUGCAGGCCAGCUGCGCUUCCUCCUGCGAGCGGACGUUGUGCCCAUGACUGCAGAAAAUUUCCGUUGUUUGUGCACACAUGAGAAAGGCUUUGGAUUCAAGGGCAGCAGCUUCCACCGAAUUAUUCCUCAGUUUAUGUGCCAAGGUGGAGAUUUUACCAACCACAACGGCACCGGGGGGAAGUCCAUAUAUGGACGCAAGUUUGAUGAUGAGAACUUUGUCCUCAAGCACACAGAACCAGGUCAGCUGUCAAUGGCAAACUCUGGUCCCAAUUCUAACGGCUCGCAGUUCUUCAUCACUGUCGAUAAAACCGACUGGCUGGAUGGCAAACAUGUGGUGUUCGGAGAGCUCACAGAGGGCAUGGAUGUACUCCGGGCCAUGGAGGCUCAGGGAACAAAAGAAGGCAAAACCAAACAGAAAGUCAUAAUUUCCAACUGUGGAGAGUAUGUGUGAAUUCAACGUACUACAUGUUUGUUUUGUGUGAGAGAGAGUGUAAAAAAAAAA
Messenger RNA from Sinocyclocheilus rhinocerous, 1030 nucleotides. RefSeq names its product peptidylprolyl isomerase E (cyclophilin E) (gene ppie). The record is from RefSeq and is a predicted model, not a curated record. The transcript has 10 exons. Bases 71 to 979 code for a protein of 302 amino acids. Gene Ontology annotation, molecular function: RNA binding; cyclosporin A binding; peptidyl-prolyl cis-trans isomerase activity. Lineage: Eukaryota; Metazoa; Chordata; Actinopteri; Cypriniformes; Cyprinidae. Gene Ontology annotation, biological process: protein peptidyl-prolyl isomerization; protein folding. Gene Ontology annotation, cellular component: mitochondrion; cytoplasm.